AUGAAUUAUCUCCUAAUUAUUGGCCAGCAAAGCUUAAAGACGCUACGACUUGGAGAAGUCAGCCAGCCAGCCAGACUUCUCACCACCCACCACCGCCUCAUCCCACAGCCGCCAGCAGAAGACAGCGACGUCGAUAUGGCGAGAGCAUCUCCCUUUGACCUGUCCAACGACUACAAGGACGACGGCACAAACGUCCUUCUCGAUGCCAAUGAGAACGCAUACGGUCCCAGCCUCACUCUAGAGACCAUCGAGAAGUCUGCAGGUGCUCAAGAUGGCUCAAGCCCGGGCGAUAUUGAUUUCCUGGGUUUGCACAGAUACCCUGACCCACACCAAGUAGAGCUGAAGCAGCUAUUCUGCAACUUGCGCAAUACUCGGAUCCAUACACAAAAGGAGUUGAAGCCAGAGAAUCUCUUUGUUGGCGUGGGCUCGGAUGAGUCAAUCGAUGCCUUAAUUCGAUGCUUCUGCGUGCCUGGAAGGGACAAGAUUUUGACAUGUCCUCCCACAUAUGGCAUGUAUGCUGUCUCUGCCCAGGUCAAUGACGUUGAGGUCGUCAAAGUGCCACUAGAUGUUACACAAGGAUUCCAGCUUCGUCCAGCCGCCAUAACCGAGGCUCUCUCCGCUGACCCAUCUAUUAAGAUCGUAUAUAUUUGUUCACCAGGGAACCCGACUGGGAACCUCAUCAAAAAGGAGGACAUCCAAAAGGUCCUGGAGCACGAAACUUGGAAUGGAAUAGUCAUUGUUGAUGAAGCCUAUAUCGAUUUUGCACAUGAAGGGAGCAGCUUGGCGGAAUGGGUCACCGAGUGGCCGAACCUCGCUGUUAUGCAGACUCUGAGUAAAGCCUUUGGCCUGGCGGGUAUUCGACUAGGAGCCACAUUCACCAGCCCAGAGAUUGCACUCUUGCUGAAUAGCAUGAAGGCUCCCUACAGCAUAUCUACCCCUACCAAGUCUCUUGCCAUUGCUGGCCUUUCCCCUGAGAAUCUUGCUCUGAUGCGCAAGAACAGAGAGAAACUACUUGCUCAGCGCACGAGGCUACUGGAGGAGCUUCCCAAGAUUCCUGGAGUUGGCCGAUUUCGGGGCGGCACUCACUCCAACUUUCUCUUGGUAGAGAUGCUAGACAAGCCAUCGAGUGAUGGUGGGAAGCCUUGCAACAAGAUUGCCCAAUCCGUAUAUCAGACGCUGGCUGAAAAUAAGGGAGUAGUCGUUCGUUUUAGGGGUAAAGAGCACGGCUGUGAAGGCUGUCUGAGAAUUACAGUAGGAACAGAAGCUGAGGUUACAAGAUUCCUUUCAGACCUGAGAAUCGUUUUGGCGGACAUGCUUGGAAGAAAAGAAGUUUAA
Molecule: messenger RNA, 1335 nt
Organism: Trichophyton verrucosum HKI 0517
Lineage: Eukaryota; Fungi; Ascomycota; Eurotiomycetes; Onygenales; Arthrodermataceae
Exons: 3
Coding region: 1-1335 (444 amino acids)
Biological process (GO): L-histidine biosynthetic process
Molecular function (GO): pyridoxal phosphate binding; L-histidinol-phosphate:2-oxoglutarate transaminase activity
Source: RefSeq, a predicted model, not a curated record